GACCACUGGUCGCUCAUGUGGCGCGCGCCACUCGCAGUCGUAGGCAACAGAACUCGGCGAGGGGGGCUGUUGCGGGGAAAUGAGAUGAAAAUUCUUACUGUCUUCCGAGUUUCUCAAGGAAAUAUUCGUUCGUUUCAAUCUCAGGCUUCUGCUGGUUUCUAUUCCUUCUCUCCGAUUCAAUCUCGACUAGAACGUUCUUCGUUUGGGAUUGCAUUUGACAUCGAUGGAGUUGUUCUAAGGGGCCACCGUCCUAUUGGAGGAUCUAGCAAAGCUUUGAAGAGAUUAUAUGCGGAUUCUACGUCCUCUGGUACUUUGAAAGUUCCUUUUCUUUUCUUGACCAAUGGAGGCGGUACUCCAGAAUCCAAACGUGCCAUUGAAUUGAGUGAACUUUUAGGAGUGAAUGUCUUGCCUUCUCAGGUCGUACAGGGUCACUCAAGUUUUAGAAGUUUGUUGAAUAGUUUUGAGAACGAACUUAUUAUUGCGACUGGGAAAGGGCAGCCAGCUCUUGUUAUGUCUGAGUAUGGUUUCAAAAAAGUUUUCUCCCUCGAUGAGUACGCUUCCUUCUUUGAGAAUAUUGAUCCUGUAUCCCAGUACAAGAACUGGACAUCCCAACAAGCUUUUGAUUCGACCUGCAACCCCGAGAAGUUGAUGAGAAAGCAGAGUGUGUUAUCAGAAAGAGUGAAGGCAGCUUUUGUUGUUAGUGAUCCUGUUGAUUGGGGCCGGGAUAUCCAAGUUCUAUGUGAUGUUUUAAGAUCUGGAGGCCUUCCAGGACAGGAGAAUGGGAAUCAAGUGCCUUUAUAUUUUGCUGCAGAUGAUUUUGAAUAUCAGGCUGCAUUUCCUUUGAAGCGGCUUGGGAUAGGCGCCUUUAAAAUUGCACUAGAAAGUAUAUUUAAUAGGAUUCACCAUAGACCUCUCGAGUAUGUAUCUUACGGGAAACCAAAUCCUCUUGUGUUUAAGAAUGUUGAAACUGUGUUGAGACAGAUUCUCUCAUCUCACUGUGAUGAUCAUUUUGUGAACAAAGAAGAUGUUGAGUUUAAUGGUUUUAGAACAUUUUAUAUGAUUGGUGACAAUCCCGUGGUAGACAUCAAAGGUGCACGAGAGGCAGGACGGCCUUGGUUUUCUAUUUUAACAAGGACAGGAGUUUUCAGGGGCGAAGAAAACCACGUCGAGUUUCCAGCUGAUCUUGUCGUUAAUACCGUCGAAGAAGCAGUGGAGUAUAUUUUGGAGUCCGAAUGCAUUUCUUCUUAAUGCCUUUUGCUCUACCUAACAAUGAUCUCUCUCUUUUCAUCCUAAUUCGUUCUGUUGGUAUAUGCAAUAUCUGAAAUGCAGAAUGACAUACAAAUUCAACAAGUGCAAAGAAGUCGAGCAAUGAUCAAAGUGAGUAUUUAAACUUU
Molecule: messenger RNA, 1394 nt
Organism: Cucurbita moschata (crookneck pumpkin)
Lineage: Eukaryota; Viridiplantae; Streptophyta; Magnoliopsida; Cucurbitales; Cucurbitaceae
Exons: 12
Coding region: 16-1248 (410 amino acids)
Biological process (GO): glycerophospholipid biosynthetic process
Cellular component (GO): mitochondrion
Source: RefSeq, a predicted model, not a curated record